This is a messenger RNA of Microsporum canis CBS 113480, 1680 nucleotides long. RefSeq lists its product as hypothetical. The transcript has 3 exons. Gene Ontology annotation, biological process: negative regulation of transcription by RNA polymerase II. Lineage: Eukaryota; Fungi; Ascomycota; Eurotiomycetes; Onygenales; Arthrodermataceae. The coding region runs from base 1 to 1680 and encodes 559 amino acids. The record is from RefSeq and is a predicted model, not a curated record. Gene Ontology annotation, molecular function: histone deacetylase binding. Gene Ontology annotation, cellular component: Sin3-type complex.
AUGCUAGCAAACAAUACUUCCAUUGAUCUGCGCUUUCAAGCCGGAUCAAUGCCUACCUCCCUUGCAGACGCCAUAGACUCAGACUCUCGCUCCAGCAGCCUUUCGGACAUAGACGAGACACUCUCACACGGCCAGCUAGACGACCUCUCACCUCGUCCGUCAAAGUUUGCAUCCGAAAUCGACUCCGAGGCAGAAACCGAGCGCUUAGAGGACUCGCCACACCACAUUCGUGACCGUGACAAGGCCAGUAUCGUCCUUAGCGGAGUUGGUGGCGUCUUUGCCAGUCCGAGCAAACUAGCACAGUCCACGACAUACGACCAGCUCAACGAUGACGAGGAUGACGAGGACGAAGAGGCUGAAGACACAGAAGUGUCACCUAGUAAACCUGGGCGGUCGGUGAAGACGAACGGCACAGGCAAUGGCAACUCUUUCGGCGAGAAGGUUGGCGAGCUCAGAUCCAGUAAGCUAUCAGGCUCACAGGAUACACUAAACCUGAUAAAGAAGCGCAAAAGAAUGAACUCGGCGCAUGACCUUGCGGCCGUGGCCCGAGAUGAAGACGGGGAAGAGCCUGCCCGUAAGCGCCGUGGGUCGAUCGCCAUCGAACCUUCGGCAGAUGACGAGUCAACUUAUCCUCCCGCUCCCCAAUCGCCAGAAGAAGAGGAAGAAGUCGAGGCCGACGCCGACGCUGAACCCGAAGCUGAUCUCGAACCUGAAGCCGAGGGUGAUGAUGAGAUGGGUAAAUCGAAACUGAACCACGCAGAGGCUUCGAAACCCACCAGUCCCAGCCCGGUAUCGGACGAAGCAUAUCUGUCUCCGUCAACCAAGCGAGGUAAGAAAGGGAAAAGAGACAAAAGACGAGGUAAAAAGGUCAAUAACGAUACAUACGAAACCUCAACACCGCGCGCCGGGUCUGUGGUGGAGAGCAAUGGCGUAGACGCCGCGGACGAGCAAGUGGCAGAGGAGACAGUGGCAGACGCUGGAGAUGAUCCAGAGGUAGCAAUGAAAUUGGAGGAGUUAACGAAGAAAACCACAGCGCUUGACCUUUUAUCCGAUCUCGAACGGCAUUUUGCGACACUACGGGACAGAAUAUACGACGAACGAAUAUCGAACAUCAACAAAGAACUCUCCCAGCUUUCAUCUCCAACUCCAACCCAUCCCGAAUUUCUUCGCCAAGCCGCCAUCAUUCAAUCUCAUAUCACCGCUAAAAUUAAUCAUGAAAAUAUCCUGCACUCCUAUAAACUACAAGCUCUCUGCGUCAAAUCCCGCGCUGAACGAGCUCAAUGCAACUCAUCCUACUACCAAACCGUACGCGAGAUCCGCGAAGCUGCCCUCGAUGCCGUGUCUGAACACCAGUAUAAAGUCCAACACGACAGAUUUGGCGGAAUCGGUACAAGUAAUCCGGGCGCUGGAAUCUGCUCUGGUGCUUAUCCUAGCCUGAGCGGUCCCUCCGGAGGCGUGUUGGCCGACUCCGCCUCAGACGCGGUGACGGAGUAUACCAUCCCUUUCCCGACCCGUUUAAGCAAACAGAUUGCCCAACAGGCAGCAUAUAACCGAGAGGUUUCGGUAUUAGCUGGGUUUGCAAAAUACGUUGGCUUCCCUGCUGCGCCAUCUUUAAAACCUUCAAGAGGUCCGGAGAUGGAAGAGGAUCUUGAGAAGAUGGGCAUACGCCUACGGCGGUAG